AGUUAAAUAAUUGUUGACACAAACCUACCUGCAACCUUCAGCGCGGCGGACGCCAUGUUUGUAUCUCGGAACCAAAAAGCAGUGGAAGAGUUUUUCAGCGAGCGUAUUUAUCUGCGACACAGACGGUUACACAUGUGAGGAAAAAGAUGGCUAGUGGAGCUGUGAGGAGCGUGCUGGAGGAGUGUUUAAAGAAAAUAAAUGUCAACACAGCACAGCCAGAUAACUUUCUUAGCCGUCAAGAUGGAGUGGCAGCAGACUUUACCUCUCUCACUAAGACCCUGUAUGACCUCCACAAAGCUGAGGAGCCUGCAGAUUCUAAAGGCAGCCCAUUGGCUCAACUGGUGGUGGAAAACUUUGAUGAAGAGCAGAUCUGGCAGGAGCUGGAGCUGCAGAACAACGCCGUACUAGAACAUUUUAAAAAUGUAGCUGAUGAGGCUUUGUCAGAUGAGAUGUUAACACUGCUGGUAGAGGAGGAAGAAGUAGAGACUGAUGAUGCAGAAGAAGAAGAAGAAGAAGAAGAAGAGGAGGAGGAACUAUCUAGGCAGUCUAAGAAAAUGGCUUUCGAGGCUGAGGAUGGGGCAGGAGCUUACACAGAUGAGGACUCAGAUUUAGAUUUUGAUGUGGAUGCUCUGGAAAAGCGAGAGAAACAGAAGAAGGAGAUUGGAAGGAAAUGCUCCAAAACAAAGGUGGUUCCCUCUGAGGUAGAUGAUACGUUUUUCAAACUGUCAGAGAUGGAGUCAUUUCUUGAUGAUAUGGACAAGCGAGAAGGAAAGGAGGAUGAGAACGAAGAUGAGCUAGACUAUUUUCAGGACAUGCCCUCUGAUGAGGACGACGAUCUUGACUUAGAUCAAGUACUUUCUACCAAAAAACUAAAGAAAAACACAGUAAAGAGUUCCAGGAACCUAAAGUACAAGGACUUCUUUGAUGCUGUGGAGAGUGAACCAGCUAAAGCAGAUGAUGAGGAUGACAGCAUGGAUGAAAGCCAGGAAGAAGGUGAUGAAGAAAUAGAUGGCGAGGAAGAUGAUUAUGAUGGUGAAGAGGAAGGCAGCGAUGAGGAUGAAAAGACCAAAGCAUCUAAUAAGAAAGUGACCUUUAAUCUCUCUGGAGACGAGGACAGUGAGGGAGAGGACAUGGAGGACAUUUUCGGAGGAAAAACCCCAAGCUCAGCAAAGUCUAAAUUAAAGUCAUCAUUUGAGAAACGCCAAGAAAAGAUGUCAGAGAAGAUCGACGAGUUGGAGAAAGCAGCUCUCGCGGAAAAGCCCUGGCAGUUGUCCGGAGAGGUGACGGCACAGACUCGUCCAGAGAACAGCAUGCUGGAGGAACAUGUGGAGUUUGAGCAGACAUCCAGGAUGGCCCCUAGUAUCACAGAGGAAACCACGCUACAGCUUGAAGACAUCAUCAAACAGAGAAUUAAAGACCAGGCGUUUGAUGAUGUGGUCCGCAAGGAGAAACCCAAAGAGGAGGUAUUUGAGUACAAGAAGAGGCUAACGUUGGACCAUGAGAAAAGCAAACAGAGUCUAGCAGAAGUCUAUGAGCAGGAAUACCUCAAGCAGAAUCAGCAAAAGACAGAGGAGGAGAACCCAUCCCAUGUAGAAAUUCAGAAGCUCAUGGACACACUCUUCCUCAAGUUGGAUGCUCUCUCCAACUUCCACUUCACACCUAAACCACCUGUUCCCGAGGUCAAAGUGGUGUCUAACCUGCCAACCAUCACAAUGGAAGAGGUGGCUCCAGUUAGCGCUAGUGAUGCCGUGCUGCUCGCACCAGAAGAAGUCAAGGAGAAGAACAAAGCAGGAGAUGUUCUGGGUGAUACUGAGAAGACGUCAACAGACAAGAAGCGUGACAGGCGCCACAAGAAGAUAGUGAAGCGUCUAAAGAUCAAGGAGAAAGAAAUAAGACAGAAACUUAAAGAGGCCAGUAAAACUGGCGAGAACAAAAGGCCAUCCAAGGUUGAUGUCACAGAAAACCUGAAAAAACUCACAAAAGGAGGCAAAGCCACGAUAUUGAAGGACGAAGGGAAGGACAAGGCUCUGCGGUCCUCUCAAGCCUUCUUCUCCGAACUGCAGGACCAGGUUAAAAGUCAGAUCAAAAGUGCAAAGGACCAGUCAUCAAAGAAGAAGAAACACAAAGAGAUUUCUGUCAGCAAACUCAAGUUAUAACAACUGUGAGGGUUUGCUAUGGAAGAUCGUUUUUAUUGUAAAGAUUCUUUUUUUAUUAGG
Molecule: messenger RNA, 2216 nt
Organism: Etheostoma cragini (Arkansas darter)
Lineage: Eukaryota; Metazoa; Chordata; Actinopteri; Perciformes; Percidae
Gene: mphosph10
Product: M-phase phosphoprotein 10 (U3 small nucleolar ribonucleoprotein)
Exons: 11
Coding region: 147-2156 (669 amino acids)
Biological process (GO): rRNA processing
Cellular component (GO): small-subunit processome; Mpp10 complex; sno(s)RNA-containing ribonucleoprotein complex
Source: RefSeq, a predicted model, not a curated record